Molecule: messenger RNA, 2382 nt
Organism: Tupaia belangeri chinensis (Chinese tree shrew)
Lineage: Eukaryota; Metazoa; Chordata; Mammalia; Scandentia; Tupaiidae
Gene: PAPSS1
Product: 3'-phosphoadenosine 5'-phosphosulfate synthase 1
Biological process (GO): 3'-phosphoadenosine 5'-phosphosulfate biosynthetic process; sulfate assimilation
Molecular function (GO): ATP binding; sulfate adenylyltransferase (ATP) activity; adenylylsulfate kinase activity
Source: RefSeq, a predicted model, not a curated record
AUGCAGAGAGCAACGAACGUCACCUAUCAAGCCCACCGUAGAGGCCAGGUGGUGGGGACCAGAGGUGGUUUCCGUGGGUGCACCGUCUGGCUGACAGGCCUGUCUGGAGCCGGGAAGACCACGGUGAGCAUGGCCCUGGAGGAGUACCUGGUCUGCCACGGCAUCCCCUGCUACACGCUGGACGGGGACAACAUCCGUCAGGGUCUCAAUAAGAACCUGGGCUUCAGCCCCGAGGACCGGGAGGAGAAUGUGCGGCGCAUCGCGGAGGUGGCCAAGCUGUUCGCGGACGCCGGCCUGGUGUGCAUCACCAGCUUCAUCUCGCCCUACACCCAAGAUCGCAACAAUGCGAGGCAGAUUCACGAGGGUGCCAGCCUGCCGUUCUUCGAGGUAUUCGUCGAUGCCCCGCUGCACGUUUGUGAGCAGAGGGAUGUCAAAGGGCUCUACAAGAAAGCCCGGGCUGGCGAAAUCAAAGGCUUCACUGGGAUCGACUCAGAAUACGAAAAGCCGGAGGCCCCCGAGUUGGUGCUGAAAACGGACUCCUGCGACGUGAACGACUGCGUCCAGCAAGUUGUGGAGCUUCUGCAGGAGCGGGACAUCGUGCCGGUGGACGCCUCCUACGAGGUGAAGGAGCUGUACGUGCCCGAAAACAAGCUGCACUUGGCAAAAACGGACGCAGAGACGUUGCCAGCACUGAACAUUAGCAAGGUGGACAUGCAGUGGGUGCAGGUGCUGGCAGAAGGCUGGGCCACCCCGCUCAACGGCUUUAUGAGAGAGAGAGAGUACCUGCAGUGCCUUCAUUUCGACUGUCUUCUGGACGGGGGCGUCAUCAAUCUGUCGGUGCCGAUAGUCCUGCCAGCCACGCAGGAGGACAAGGAGCGGCUGGACGGCUGCACGGCAUUCGCGCUGGUGUACGAGGGCCGCCGUGUGGCCAUUCUCCGCAACCCGGAGUUCUUCGAGCACAGGAAGGAGGAGCGCUGUGCCAGACAGUGGGGGACCACGUGCAAGAGCCACCCCUACAUCAAGAUGGUUCUGGAACAAGGAGACUGGCUGAUCGGCGGGGACCUCCAAGUCCUGGACCGGAUCUAUUGGAAGGAUGGUCUUGACCAGUACCGCCUCACCCCCACGGAGCUCAAGCAGAAGUUCAAAGACAUGAAUGCUGACGCGGUCUUCGCGUUCCAGCUGCGCAACCCCGUGCACAACGGCCACGCCCUGCUCAUGCAGGACACCCACAGGCAGCUCCUGGGGCGGGGCUACCGGCGCCCCGUCCUCCUGCUGCACCCGCUCGGCGGCUGGACCAAGGACGACGAUGUCCCUCUGAUGUGGCGCAUGAAGCAGCAUGCCGCGGUGCUGGAGGACGGCGUCCUGAACCCCGAGACGACCGUGGUGGCCAUCUUCCCGUCCCCCAUGAUGUACGCCGGGCCCACCGAGGUCCAGUGGCACUGCAGAGCACGGAUGGUGGCAGGAGCCAACUUCUACAUCGUCGGGAGGGACCCCGCCGGCAUGCCUCACCCCGAGACGGGCAAGGACCUGUAUGAGCCCACUCAUGGCGCCAAGGUGCUCACGAUGGCCCCCGGCCUCAUCACCUUGGAAGUCGUUCCCUUCCGCGUGGCAGCUUACAACAAGAAGAGGAAGCGCAUGGACUACUAUGACGCGGAACACCACGAAGACUUUGAAUUUAUUUCCGGAACACGGAUGCGCAAACUCGCCCGAGAAGGCCAGAAGCCUCCUGAAGGUUUCAUGGCCCCCAAAGCGUGGGCCGUGCUGACGGAGUACUACAAGUCCUUGGAGAAGGCCUGACAGCGCCGCCACUCCAGCGACGACGGCCGACGGUCAGGAGUAACGAGGGGACCACGUGCCGCCGCUGCGUCUCGCUGUGGCGGGGUCUGCUGAAUGCACUUCCUGGAAGCAGACCGUUUACUUCACUCAGCUCAGUCCCAGCCUGCCUUCUGAGUCCUGUCGAACUAGUGUGACCCUGCUGGUUUUAAUGUGUCUCUCCCACUUGUCAGUUCAGGUUCCUGCAACACGGUUUUAAAAUCUUGUCUUUUUAUAUCGUAUUUAUGCUUCUGUCUCCUGAGUUUUCGAGCUGUUGUGUUAGUUGUAACCAGUAUUCACUCCCUGACUCACUUUUCAUCCUUUCAAAGUGGAAAAGAGAAAGCUACUAAAUAAUAAACCUGGCCUAGGUCUUGUUUGGGGAAUUUUACAAGACAUCUGUAGCAAUUAGAUUUUUUUUUUCUACAUUGAAAAUACAAACUGCUUUCUUUAUUUCUUCCAAUCAGCUAUUGAUCUUUCAGUGAUUAUAAUCUAAGUAUUCUUCUGAGCUGUGUCUGCGCUGAAUGGACUUUAUUCAAUAAAAUUACAUUUCCGGCUUCUUAUGUGACGCUA